Molecule: messenger RNA, 5156 nt
Organism: Centropristis striata (black sea bass)
Lineage: Eukaryota; Metazoa; Chordata; Actinopteri; Perciformes; Serranidae
Gene: bnc1
Product: basonuclin zinc finger protein 1
Exons: 5
Coding region: 340-3582 (1080 amino acids)
Biological process (GO): regulation of transcription by RNA polymerase I
Cellular component (GO): nucleus
Source: RefSeq, a predicted model, not a curated record
ACAGAGCAGCCACCCCGUGCGUCUGCUCUGCGCUGCCACCAAAAGGCUUGUGAGGAUUUGUCAGCCAGAUGUGACAAGAUUGUCAAGAGGCAGGCGAGGAGAGAGGGAGAUCUGAUAUUAAUCAGAGCGUAGCUGGGAGCCAAACUCUCUCAGACUCAGUGUACUAACAUGUUCCCCUCAUUUACUCCCUCUCUGAGCCAAACACUCCCUCCGAGUUCCUAACGGGGAGACACAUACACUAGGAAGCCAACCUAACUUUGGCUCGCCUCCUUUUACCUCCCCACAACCUCAUUGUCUUUUAAGUUUUUUUUCCUCUUUAAAGAAGCCAACCCUUUUCUCAUGGAUAUUCAGGCUAUCUGCUGCACUUUGGUGAACUGUAACUGUGAUAGCUUCAAGCCUGGGAAGCUGAAGAGGAGGCAGUGUGAAAACUGCAAACAUGGUUGGGUAGCACACGCCCUGAGUAAACUGAAGGUACACCACAUGUACCAGAGCAGCCAGGUGGAGAUUGUGCACUCCAAUGUGGUGUUCGAUAUCUGCAGCCUGAUGCUCUAUGGCACCCAGGCUAUCCCCAUUCGCCUCAAGAUCCUCCUGGACCGUCUUUUCUCUGUCCUAAAGCAGGAGGAGGUCAUCCAGAUCCUCAACGCACUUGACUGGACACUGCAAGACUACAUACGAGGAUAUGUGCUGCAGGAUGUAGCAGGGAAGGUGCUGGACCGGUGGGCCAUCAUGACGUUCGAGGAGGAGAUCGCCACACUUCAGCAGUUCCUGCGUUUUGGCGAGACCAAAUCCAUAGUAGAGCUGAUGGCUCUGCAGGACAAGGAGGGCCAAGCAGUGUUGGUUCCCAGCACCCGCACCAACUCAGAUAUCCGCACUUUCAUUGAGCGCAACACCCCACGCACUGCUGCCAACCUCUCUGCAUCCAAAGUCGAUAAGCUGAGCAGCAAUAGCAUGCACCACUUUGAGAACUUUGUCAACAGCAUGGCCUUCAUGCUGCCUUUUCAGCUGUUAGGCUCUGUUCCCGCACCGUUUCUGGGCUCACCAACAGGGGCACCACAGCAGCAGCACCUGCACCAGCAGCACCAGCAGUCAUGCCGUGGGUCAAUGGAGCAGCAGAAUCAGAGACAAGAUGAUCAAGGUCGCGAUGGUCUAAUGAGGGAUAACCAUCUUCCUCUUUCACAUCCUGCAGAGAGCAGUCUGCUAGGUUCCAGCUCCGUCUCAUUCACUGCUGACCUUGACCGAAGUGGAGACAAGCCAAUGGAUAGCCUCUCCACCACCACAAAGAUCGAGGCAGAGGACUUCUCCACUAGUGACAACUACUCAGAUGGACCCUCCACACCUUGCACACCCUCUGUGAGCUCUGAUGUAACCCAGAUGUCACCCGAAGGCAAGCUGCGCUCCCUGGACAGGAAUGGAAGCAGCAGUGGAGGCAUCUCAGGAGGUGGUGGGGGAGGAUGCUCUCUGAAGAAAGGUCGCGUAUUUUGCAACGCCUGUGAGAAGACAUUUUACGACAAAGGCACACUAAAAAUCCAUUACAAUGCAGUGCACCUAAAGAUUAAGCACAAGUGUACCAUUGAGGGCUGCAACAUGGUGUUCAGCUCGCUGCGCAGUCGCAAUCGCCAUAGUGCCAACCCGAACCCACGGCUACAUAUGCCUAUGAACCGCAACAACCGGGAUAAAGACCUGCGGAGCAGCUUGUCCGGCGAUGAGAGCUCUCAAGGAGAGAAGAGGCCUGAAUAUGGAACCCCCAUCCCUGUCUGCUCUGCAGAAAGCCAUAAGUCAGUACCCAGCUACAUGGUGAGCCAUGUGGACAGUGGCUCUAAACUCCAUAGCAGCUCGUUCCCCAGCAUGGGCCAGAGUGGCAUUCUCUUCCCUAACUUAAAAACAGUACAGCCAGUCCUGCCUUUCUACCGCAGCCUGGUAACCCCGGCAGAGCUUGCCAACACCCCAGGAACACUACCGUCCCUUCCUCUGUUAUCCUCCUCUGUACCCAUCAAACCCAUUACAGCCCCUGAACCCUGCAUGACCGACCCCAUACCAAAGAAAAAGUCUCGGAAGUCAAGCAUGCCAAUAAAGAUAGAGAAGGAGGUGGUGGAGCGAGAUGAGCAGAUGGAUAAGGGGAGCAGCUCUGAGGACGAGGCUCCUUUGCAGGGCAGGGACAAGGAAGAGUGUGACGGAGGCCGAGCAGAAGGGCAAAUGUGCUUGAGACAAGCUGGGGAGGAGAGGGAGGACAGAGGGGCUUACAUUGGCGAAGAGAAGGAAAGGGAGGGCUUGGACCAAACUUUAGAUAGUGAAAUGACAGCGAAAGAGGACAAAGAUGAUGGGCCAAGGCAAGCUGACACAGGAGUCAACACCUCUGCACCCUCCCCCUUCGAAGACAGACUGAUGGAGAAUCACUGUGAGAACAACUUACUCUGUCAAGAACCCAAUGCUAAUGAAAAAAGGGAGGACAGGGAACAUGCAAACUCGCUGCAUGCAGCUGACAAGAUCUCAGAGCUCAGAUGGGAUGAGGGUGAGCACAGGCUGACUAAUGGGGGCACUCUGCAGCUCAUGGACCAUGAGAGGGAGGGCUCAGACGGCUGUGUAGAUGAUUACAGUGAAUCAGGUUUGUCUCACCUCGAUCCCAACGCUGACCUGCCACACCACUGUGAGAUCUGCAGGAAGACCUUUAAAAACCCCUACAGUGUCAAGAUGCACUACCAAAAUGUCCACCUGAAGGAGAUGCACAUGUGCACAGUGGAUGGCUGCAAUGCUGCCUUCCCCUCCCGCAGGAGCCGAGACAGACACAGUGCAAAUUUGAACCUACACCACAAACUGCUGACCAAAGACUCAUUCAGCCCAGCCAACACACUAUUCUUGCCCUCAUCCCACUGUAGAGACAAAGACUCUGUUGGCUACUACCAAGACCAGCGGGACAGAGACCUGCUCCAUCGAGACCCAACCAGCCAGACCUCCGUCAUCUUCCGAGGACACAAUCGCAUGGGUCUGGUCUUCCCAAUGAGCAAAAUGUCUAGUGUACCAGACAGUGCUGGGACAUCUCCCACAGGAGAAAUGGGGGGAUUAAGAGGAGGAGGAGAAGUUGGUGGAAGUGGGGAGGAAGGGGCAGUCCUGGACCUGAGCACCUCCUCCUCUGCCCCACCUCGUGGCAGCAGCAGCGCUCGAUCUUCCUGGGACUCAGAUGGUGCUGGUAGUGAGGAAGGGGAAGGGAUUGAAGAUGAAGAGGCGCUCCCCAUGGAGGACAGUGAUGAAAGCUGCGAUGGGAUCGGCGUGGGGAGGCCUGGGGGCGAGGAGUUGGCACUUGGGGGAGAGAGGACUGUGGACUGCAUUGGGGGAAGUCAAGGGGGGCUUCAGGGAGGUGGGGCUGGAUCUCCCAUAACCUGCCACGUCUGCCAAAAGGUCUACAGCAACAAGGGCACAUUCAGAGCCCAUUACAAAACUGUCCAUCUGCGACUGCUUCACAAAUGUAAAGUCCCUGGCUGUGAUACAUCCUUCUCCUCUGUGCGUAGCAGAAACAGGCACAGCCAAAACCCAAACCUUCACAGGAACCUAGCUGUUAGCUCAUGUGCCACGAUAGAGCAGGAGUAGAGAUUUGAGCUCAUAUGCUGAUUUCCUCGGUUCUAAUUGUCUUUUUCUUGUAAUUGACGUUGUUGUUGUUAUUAUUGUUGUUUCUGGGCACACCAAUUAGCACUUUUAAAUUCCAUUCUGUUGUCAUAUUUGGGGAGAAAGGAGGGUGGGAAAGAAAGUACAAUGGGGAGUUCUUUUAUUGUAACUAAUGCAGCUUGUUUUUGUAACAAAUGGGUUCUUCUACAAGGCAUAGAUUGGUAAAACUUUUACACACAACCUUUUGUGUUAACACAUCAACAUAUAAAGAAUAACCUAAGUUUACGGUAUAGCCAGUAAAUUUAUUUUCAACAUUGAGAAAUGCGGCCUAUAUGAGUCCACCCAACAGCCCAGUUUAGACCUGAAAAAGAUUAAUUUGUAUGAACUGAAUUUGUCCAUGUGUUGUCCAGGUGAGUUGAGCCAUUACACUGUAUCAUGCGAGUUAUUUUUUCUGGUGUUCAUGUUGUCAGAUGUCCACAUCUUCCCUGUGAAGCUGUGCAUACUGUAUUGAUGAAAAGCAGUCGUGAAGUAACCUCUACAUGUGUCAUUUCAUCCAGUUGGACAAUGGUUUUCAAAAAUAGUCUUUGUUGAAAAGCUAUAGUGUUGUGAGCUUGACCAAUAAGUUAUUGUAUGGUGUUAUAUAUGAUCUGUCUUUACUGUUCUGGUUGUUGCAUACUGCUAAUGUUGACCAAAGAUUUUUUCAGUCCACAGGUGUGUACAGAAACCCCUUCAUAGUGUGUAAGGGGUAUGCAGUAUUAAGAGGGCCUGCCCAGUCUUCUCUCAUAUACUUUGCAAUUAACAGCAGUAUUCAGGGGUGGGCUCUGUUGUAAAAGACAAUAAAUUUCACCAAAACAAAACAGAAAAAAACAGCUUUUGACUGAUUUGGGGUGAAAAAACUAAUUUUCGUGGUGUUUUUGUAUUUAAAAAAAUCUGCUCAUGGGACUAUACUUGAUUAAGGCAUUGCUCCUGUAUUGUUGGUGUGGUUGCUUGCAGUAUCCUGACUGACUGGACAAACAGCAGGAAGGUAUGCUGUAUCUGGAGGCUAGAAGUAUGUACUGUGAAUGAGUCAAACACUGAGAAAUAAUAAUAAUAAAAAGAAUGCAAUUUAUAAUAAUGGCCCCACACAUGAGCACACAAUAAAAAAGAACUGGUGAACAAAAUGUAUAUAGAACUGUAUAUUCUGUGAAUAGAGUAAUUUGUUAUCUGAAAUAAACCAAAAAAUAUACUGUAUAAAAUAGGCAAACUUCACCACUAACAUCAAAUAUUUUUCUUUUUUUUCAAAUAGAAAUGAACAAGAACAUUGUGUGGUACAUGUCUGAUUAUUUCCUCAUGGUAUACUGUUCUGGUUUUGCUCUGGAAUCUGUAUGUUUUUUCAUUCUGUAUUUAAAUUCAAUGGGCUAGAUUUAUGAUCCCAUUUGUUUGUUGUUUGGAAUUGUAAAAAAAAAAAAAGGAAAAAAAAAAGGCGCAAAACCAACAUGUUGAUAGAUGUUCAUGAUUCUUGAUUUAAUGUUACAAUAUUCAUUCCAAUUAAAUAAAAAGCCAUAUGUUUACAAGCCUCA